AUGAAGAUGCUCGAGGACCUCACAAAGAGAGUUGAAUCGGGUGAAAAAAUGAUAGAAGCCAAUGACAAAAAGGUUGAGACCUACAACUCGAGGGUCGACCAGAUCUCGGGUGCACCCCCGAUCUUGAAAGGAGUUGAUUCGAAGAAAUUCGUACAAAAACUAUUCCCAACAAAUGCCGCUCCAAAGCCCAUCCCAAAGAAGUUCAGAAUGCCCGAUCUCCUGAAGUACAAUGGGACCCCGGACCCCAACGAGCACGUCACAUCUUACACUUGUACGGUAAAAGGCAAUGACCUGAAGGACGGCGAGAUCGAAUCCGUCCUGUUGAAGAAGUCAAGGGUUGUGGAACAACUCAGACUGCUCGACCAGAUCAUGCCCACCUCUCGAGUCCUCAAUGGAUUUAAUAUGGUGAGUGAGACAACCAAAGGGGAAAUUACCCUCCCAUUCAACGUGGAUGUAACAACACAAAAUGCCAAGUUUCAUGUCAUCGAAGGAGACAUGAGGUACAACAUAUUGCUCAGGAGGCCAUGGUUAUACUUCAUGAGAGCAGUACCAUCAACCCUUUAUCAAAUGAUGAAGUUUCUGACGAAAGAUGGGAUAAAAAUUGUGUACGGAGAACAUCAGGCAACAAGAGAGAUGUUCGCGGUGCACGACGUAGCACCGGCAUCGACACCAUCGACAUCAAAAAAGCCACAGGAUAAGCAAACGGUGAAAUAG
Messenger RNA from Nicotiana tabacum (common tobacco), 714 nucleotides. NCBI's taxonomy places the organism in Eukaryota, Viridiplantae, Streptophyta, Magnoliopsida, Solanales, Solanaceae. The record is from RefSeq and is a predicted model, not a curated record.